Drosophila simulans is the source of this 818-nucleotide messenger RNA. RefSeq lists its product as uncharacterized. Bases 65 to 568 code for a protein of 167 amino acids. The transcript has a single exon. NCBI's taxonomy places the organism in Eukaryota, Metazoa, Arthropoda, Insecta, Diptera, Drosophilidae. The record is from RefSeq and is a predicted model, not a curated record.
GUAUACCAUAUUCUCAAAUUUCUCUUCGUGUCGUCGCAAAUAAAAACCUUGUAAAAUCAUCGAAAUGGUGGCGUACUACGACGAGUGCGACGCAGCCGAGAACCCCAAGACCCUGACCGACUGGGUCCGUAACUUCCGCGUUAAGCGCCAGAAAAUGCGUCGCAAGUUGAGAGGCGCUGGUAGCGACCUACGCGUGAACGCCAUUUUGUCGACGGCCCUGCUCCACGCGGAGCACGAGCUGCGUAGAAAGCAGCAGGAGCGCUUCAGCCGCUGGCUGGAUAUUCAAACACGGUUUGUGCCCCACGGCAGAACGCACUGCGCCAGUGACGCGUACUCUGCAGUGGCGACCUCGACCACCAAGGCUGCCGCAGAAGCAGAGGCGGAAAACAAUUUAUGGAGCAGCGAGCUUAGUAGCCUCGACAGUUUUAUGCGUAGCUUGAGCAGCAACAAUGGCAACCAAAGCACCAGCAACAACAAUAACAAUGGGAGCAACAGUUAUACGGGCGCCAGCAAUAACCAUAACACCAACAAUGAGCAGCACAGCUGCGCCAUUGCCGUGGCCAGUUAGUUAGACAGAGACGACCGUAUGGUGCGCACUUUAUGUGUAUGCACGGCUGACACACGCAUCUAUAUAAACAAAAUGGCGUCAGGAUGGGAAGAACAGUUUGGUUUUCAGCUGCCCGUUCGAAUCAAAUCGUAUACCAUUGUUCAAAUACGUAGCUUUAGCCCUAUUUGUCUUCUGUUAAAAUAGUUUUAUUACGACAACCAAUUUCUCAUUUGCAGUCGCAAACAUGUGCAAGGCUGUUGUAGAUUGUAAA